Molecule: messenger RNA, 2228 nt
Organism: Gallus gallus (chicken)
Lineage: Eukaryota; Metazoa; Chordata; Aves; Galliformes; Phasianidae
Gene: RETREG2
Product: family with sequence similarity 134 member A
Exons: 9
Coding region: 120-1799 (559 amino acids)
Source: RefSeq, a predicted model, not a curated record
GCCAGCGGCCGCCGGUCCCCGUCAGGCGGUGCCGCCCCGCCGGGCCGCUGCAGCGCCGCUAACGCUACCGGCGACGGCGGCGGCGACGGCGCCCCCUUCCGCCCCGCCAGCGCGCAGCCAUGGCCACGACCGCCCGCGCCGAGGAGGCGGCGGCGGCGGCGGCCGAGGAGGAGGAGGAGGAAGCGGCGGCCGCGGCGGCGGAGCGGUUGGCGUCGGCGCUGCGGCAGCGGCUGCGGGGCUGGGAGGCGGCGCUGGCGGCGGCGCAGCGGCUGCUGGUGUGGGAGAGGCCGCUGCACAGCCUGGUGACCGCCGCCGCGCUCGGCGGGGCGCUCUGGUUGUUUUCCUCCACUUCCCUGAGACCCCUCUUUCUCCUCAGCAUGUCUCUCCUUGGCAUCCUCUUGCUGGAGAGAUGGAAGCCCAGGUUCCUGUUUGACUUCCCAGCUCAGCCAUCAGAGGAGACAGGAGGGGACAGUGAGGGGGUGACUUCAGGGGCACAGCCUCACCUGCUCAGUGUCCCUGAGCUGUGCCACUGUCUGGCAGAGAGCUGGGUCACCUUCAGGCUGUACCUACAGGAACUGCUACAGUACAAGAGGCAAAAUCCUGCCAAGUUCUGCAUGAGUGUCUGUUCAGGCUGCCUGAUUCUGGCUGUAGUUGGACACUAUGUUCCAGGCAUAAUGAUCUCCUACAUCAUUUUGCUCAGCAUUCUUCUCUGGCCGCUGGUGGUCUACCAUGAGCUGAUCCAGAAGAUGUACACACGAUUGGAGCCUGUUCUGAUGAAACUGGACUACAGUAUGAAGGCAGAGACACUGCACCACAAGCACGAGAAGAAGAAGCGACAAGUGAAGAGUGAACCUGCAGCAGGUGAUGAGCCAACAGCAGAGACGGAGAGCGAGAGUGAGGCAGAGCUGUCAGGCUUCUCCCCAGUGGUGGAUGUGAAGAAAACUGCCCUGGCACUGUCAAUCACGGAUUCUGAGCUCUCUGAUGAAGAGGCUUCCAUCCUGGAGAGCGGGGGCUUUUCUGUCUCAAGGGCUACCACCCCACAGCUGACAGAUGUUUCUGAAGACCUGGAUCAGCAGAGCCUGCACAGUGAGCCGGAGGAGUCAUUUUCCAAGGACCUGGCAGAGUUUCCCUCCGUGGAAGAAUAUCAUUCCAGAGAUGUGGGACCACAGAGCGAUGAAGACGCGUUUGGUGUGCCUCUGGGUCCUGAGCUUGCCCACGCUGCCCGUGAGCUGGACUCAGCAGAGAAGGAGGCUGCGGACUCUGACCUCUCCAUCCUUCGCUUAGCGUCUCCUCUCCAUUUUGUAAAUACACACUUCAACGGGAGCGGGCAGGUGGCGGGAGGCAGCGCGGAGCCAGAGACUGUCCCCGCGCCGGGCCUGGGCAUCUGCAUCGACACGCUGAGCGAGGAGAUCGUCACCACUGCCAUUACCACAGCCGUGCAGAACACCCUCUCCGCCCUGCUGCGGUCCUCGGAGGCCAGCGAGGGACCCUCCCUCUCCGAGUUCCUCCCCGCCGAGCCCGAAGACAAACUGAGCUUCCAAGCGCAGCUGUCGGGGACCGAAGCGGUGGAGGCGGAGGCGGCGGCUUCACCGGAGGACGAGGAGGAAGGCGAUGACUUUGAGCUACUGGAUCAGAGGGAGCUGGAGCAAAUGGAUGUAGAGCUGGGCCUCGGGGAGGAGCGGGAAGGGCAAGACCCUCCUGCCGCUCCGGCUCCGGCUUCCCCCUCUCCCGCACUUGCUGAGCUGCCAAAGCAAGGAGAUGAGGAGGAGGCAGCGAUGACGGCGGCGUCUACGUCUUAGGUCUUCUCCGUGCGCCCCUCGGGUCUCCGUCGUCACCGGAAAGAAGGAAGAACUCCCGUGGCGAACGUGCGGCGGGUUUUAGAUGUCCGCGUCGGCCGGGAUGGAAACGCGUCAGUGUUCGUGUGCUGUGUUUGGAAUAACAAACCCUUUCCAUCCUUCUAGAGCCCGGCCUCUGCUGCCUGAGCGGGAGGCGCCCCUGCCCGGCGGCCGGGGAGGAGCCGGCUCCUGGAAGCCUUACGCCACAACGGAGCACCAACCCCUGCAAACGCUUCCUAGUAAUGGUGCGGUAUUUUGGUCUGUCUUCUGUUUGUCUUUCGUUUUGCACGCCGAGUACUGAGCUAGCUGUAGCUGCUGCUAAUACCCAACUCCCCAGUAGGACAUAUGCAAUCUUCUUUUAUCGGGUUUUUAAAUGGCUACGAGUGUAAAUAA